Molecule: messenger RNA, 723 nt
Organism: Mitosporidium daphniae
Lineage: Eukaryota; Fungi; Microsporidia
Exons: 3
Coding region: 1-723 (240 amino acids)
Biological process (GO): tRNA wobble uridine modification
Cellular component (GO): cytoplasm; nucleus
Molecular function (GO): tRNA binding; S-adenosylmethionine-dependent methyltransferase activity
Source: RefSeq, a predicted model, not a curated record
AUGGAUCACACAGGAUGCUUGGCCUUUGAGCAGGUCCAUGUUCAUGAUGUCUACGACCAGAUUGCGGAACAUUUUUCCGCUACUAGGUACAAGCAAUGGCCACAGGUGCUGAAAUAUCUUCAAUCCUUGCCUUUUGGGUCUAUCGGAAUUGAUUUGGGCUGCGGAAAUGGGAAAAAUAUUUAUGUCACCAAGAAUUCAUUUACUAUCGGCACCGAUCGAUGCGUUUCUCUGUUGCGACAUGCGCAGGCAGGGAGCCGGACCGUUUCUGGCGAUCUUGUUUGUGCCUGCAUGCUUUCAACAAUUCUCAGACAAUGUUCAAUGGAUUUUGCCCUCUCCAUUGCCACCAUCCACCAUCUCGCAUCUCGGGAAAGGCGACUGGAGGCAUUGAGCGAGAUUUCUCGUGUUCUUCGAACAGGAGGCACGGCCCUAGUUUUCGUUUGGGCCUUUGACAAUCAAGAUGCCACCAAGAGCUCUGUACUUGCAAUCAUGUUAAUCAUAGAAAUUUGUGACCAUCGAAGGAACAGAAACAAUGAUCAACUGGAAUACAGCGACGGGGGCUGUGCAUCAGAGGUAUGCAAACCGGCUUAUUGUAGAUACUAUCAUCUAUUUAAAGAGGGGGAGCUUGAACAGUUGAUAGCGUGCAUCCCAUCGUUGGUUAUUCGGCUGACAGGCCGCGAUGCUGGAAAUUGGUUCGCCAUUAUUGAGAAAGUUGAAUUUAAAUAA